Drepanopeziza brunnea f. sp. 'multigermtubi' MB_m1 is the source of this 1548-nucleotide messenger RNA. RefSeq lists its product as uncharacterized. The record is from RefSeq and is a predicted model, not a curated record. Gene Ontology annotation, molecular function: transmembrane transporter activity. Gene Ontology annotation, biological process: transmembrane transport. Gene Ontology annotation, cellular component: membrane. Lineage: Eukaryota; Fungi; Ascomycota; Leotiomycetes; Helotiales; Drepanopezizaceae.
AUGGACUCCAAAGAGACAGUCAAUGAGUCGCACAUCAUGGACUCCAAAGAGACGGUCAAUGAGUCGCACACCAUGGACUCCAAAGAGACGGUCAAUGAGUCGCGGCUCGAGAGCGCGUCUCCGCCCCCGGAGAAACUGACGCCGGGGGGCGAGGAGCAGCUCCUCUUGCGAUGGUCGGCCGAAGAGCAGGCACGCAUCAUUCGCAAAGUCGAUCUGCGCCUCAUCCCCGUCUGUGGACUCUUGUACUGCGCUUCGUUGCUGGAUCGAACGAAUUUGGCCAACGCGGCCAUUGCUGGCAUGAACCUGGAGUUGAAUAUCAGAAAUGUCAAUGGCGUGGAUCGAUAUUCCCUGAUCACUCUCAUGUUCUUCAUCACGUACACCAUCUUCCAACCCCCCGGAGGAAUCCUCACUCGCAAGUUCGGCCCCCGACUAUUCCUGUCCGCCCUGUGUUUUCUGUGGGGGAUUGUCGUGAUCGGAUUCGGUUUCGCGGAGCACUGGUCGCAUCUGGUGGGAAUGCGCGCCGUGCUGGGACUUCUCGAGGCGGGUUUCUUCCCCGGUGUGGUGUAUCUGAUGUCGACGUGGUAUAAGCGAUACGAGAUGGGCAAGCGCUACGCUUGUUUCUACCUGAUUGGCGCCGGGGCUUCAGCCUUUGGAGGAAUCCUGGCCUACGGUUUGAUGCAGAUGGACGGGGUGGCUGGCUACCGAGGCUGGCGCUGGAUCUUUAUCAUUGAAGGCAUCAUGACCUGCUGCGUCGCACUUGUAGGCGCUCGGUUCUUGCUCUCCUUCCCCGACAGCUCCAACUCCCGGUCCCUUCGCUUCCUCACUGCAGACGAGCAACAGUGCAUCCUCGAGCGCGUCAACGUCGACCGCGGCGAUGCCGACGUUGCCAAGUUCAACUUCCGACAGUGGUUGGCGGGCGGGAAAGACUGGAAGAUCUGGGCCUACGCUCUGAUUUUCGGCUGCAUCACCACCGUCUCCUACGCUCUCGCCUACUUCCUCCCCAUCAUCCUCAACUCGGAUCUGGGAUUCAGCAUUGGGCUCUCGCAGUGCUUGGUCGCGCCGCCUUAUGUGUUUUCUGCGAUUGUUAUGAUAUUGACGGGCUGGUGGGGAGACAAGUACCAGAUGCGCGGCCCUCCGCUCGUCUUCAACGCGAUCCUUGCCAUCGUCGGUCUCUCCAUUCUGGGCUUCCACGACACGCCCGGUAUCCGAUACUUUGGCGUCUUCCUGGCCGCGGCAGGAGCCAACGCCAACAUCCCCGUGUGCAUGUCUUACCAGGCCAACAACAUCCGCGGCCAGUGGAAGCGCGCCUUCUGUUCUGCCACGCUCGUCGGCUUCGGAUCCCUCGGCGGCAUCGUCGGCAGCACCGUAUUCCGCGCCCAGGACCGGCCCGGCUACCGCCCCGGGAUCGUCACCACCAUCGCCAGCCAGGGCGUGAUCAUCCUCCUGGUGGCCAUCCUGUCCCUCGACAUCCGGCGGCAGAACGCCAAGGCGGACCGGGGCGAGAAGGUCCUGGAGGAGGGCGACGCCAGCUUUAGAUAUACCUUUUAG